Octopus sinensis (East Asian common octopus) is the source of this 879-nucleotide messenger RNA. RefSeq lists its product as uncharacterized. The transcript has 2 exons. The record is from RefSeq and is a predicted model, not a curated record. Lineage: Eukaryota; Metazoa; Mollusca; Cephalopoda; Octopoda; Octopodidae. Bases 36 to 599 code for a protein of 187 amino acids.
CCGUCGGUCUGGGAUAUAGUUGAGAUGUUGCUGCCAUGAAUUGGACUGGUGAGCAUCGCGCUUUCAUUGUGGAAACGUUUAUCAAAACAAACGAUUCUGUAACUGCAACACAAAGAGCGUUCCGUUUGCACUUCAAUCUUGGUAGACAUGAUCCCGUACCAGCUCGAAACACGAUCUUGUUAUGGGUUACCAACUUCAGAGCUACUGGAUCUGCAUUGAAACGAAAAUCAACCGGCCGACCUCGCACCGCCAGAACUCCAGAAAAUGUGGCAGCGGUAAGAGCUUCAGUUCAACAGUCUCCACGCCGUUCCACAUUUAAACGCGCCCAGGCUCUUAGACUUUCCGAAAGAAGUUUGCGAAGAAUUCUUCACAAUGAUCUUCAAAUGCAUCCAUACAAAAUGAUGUUGGCACAAGAACUCAGCGAAAGAGACACUGAAACUCGCAGAGCAUUGUGUUUGGAAAUUCAACAACGUGUCCCCCAUGCAGCAGUUGUGUUGUGCAGUGACGAGGCACAUUUUCACCUGUGUGGCACAGUGAAUAAGCAAAACUUCAGAUACUGGGCCGAGAACAACCCUCGUGAGUUGCAUGAAUUGAAUUGAAUAUGCUCCACGAUAUGGACAAUGUUUGGUUUCAACAGGAUGGGGCAACAGCCCACACUUCUCGACGUGCGAUGGGGAUUUUGAGGAAUAUGUUCCCUGGUCAUUUGAUCUCAUUGCGUGCUGACAUCGGUUGACCCGCCGUUUACCUGAUUUAAAUCCGUGCGAUUUUUUUCUCUGGGGAUACCUCAAGUCAAAGGUAUACAUUAAUCGCACUCGAUCUAUUGAACAACUUAAAGAUGCAAUUCGUCAAGAAUUUACUGCCAUUCCACAUGAAAUGACC